AUGAAGUCUGCUGUAUUGCUCUCUAUGGUCCCCAGUGUGCUGGGCACAACUAUCUAUUUGGCUGGUGACUCAACCAUGGCCAAGGGAGGCACUGGGUCUGGUACUGCAGGAUGGGGCGAGUACGUCUCCCCAUACACAUCAGCCACGGUCUCCAACCAAGCCGUCGCCGGCCGCAGUGCACGAUCCUAUACCCGCGAAGGUCGCUUCGAUACGAUCGCUAGCGAAGUCCAAUCUGGAGACUGGGUAAUCAUCGAAUUCGGACAUAACGACGGAGGUUCGCUCACGCCAACGGACAAUGGCCGCACCGACUGCUCCGGUACGGGGGAUGAGACAUGCACCACGACCUAUAACGGCGUGACGGAGACUGUCUUGACCUUCCCCAAGUACCUGGAGAACGCAGCCAGCACGUUCGUGGCCAAGGGGGCCAACGUGCUCAUCUCCAGCCAGACACCCAACAACCCCUGGGAGACCGGUACAUUCACGUACUCGCCAUCGCGGUUUGUGGCAUAUGCCGAGUUGGCAGCCCAGACUGCUGGUGUAUCGUAUGUCGACCAUGGAGCUUAUGUGGCGGAUAUCUUUGAGACUUUGGGCGCAGAUGUGGUCGAUGCAUACUUCCCGCUUGAUCAUACCCACACGAGCGCGGAUGGUGCCUCGGUCGUGGCUCAGGCAUUCUUCAAGGCCGUGGUCUGUGCAGGAGUUGGGCUGGAGAGUCUCCUGAACACUCAAAGCUUUGAGGGCGAGUGCCUCUGA
This is a messenger RNA of Penicillium brasilianum, 750 nucleotides long. The record is from the annotation of a GenBank genome assembly. NCBI's taxonomy places the organism in Eukaryota, Fungi, Ascomycota, Eurotiomycetes, Eurotiales, Aspergillaceae.